This is a messenger RNA of Ascoidea rubescens DSM 1968, 2543 nucleotides long. RefSeq names its product 27S pre-rRNA (guanosine2922-2'-O)-methyltransferase (gene SPB1). The record is from RefSeq and is a predicted model, not a curated record. NCBI's taxonomy places the organism in Eukaryota, Fungi, Ascomycota, Saccharomycetes, Ascoideales, Ascoideaceae. Gene Ontology annotation, molecular function: rRNA (guanine) methyltransferase activity; rRNA (uridine-2'-O-ribose)-methyltransferase activity. The transcript has 2 exons. Gene Ontology annotation, biological process: maturation of LSU-rRNA from tricistronic rRNA transcript (SSU-rRNA, 5.8S rRNA, LSU-rRNA); rRNA methylation; maturation of 5.8S rRNA from tricistronic rRNA transcript (SSU-rRNA, 5.8S rRNA, LSU-rRNA). Gene Ontology annotation, cellular component: nucleolus; nucleus; preribosome, large subunit precursor. The coding region runs from base 30 to 2486 and encodes 818 amino acids.
AUAUUUAUCAACCAUAAAACAUCAAAAGAAUGCCAAAAAAGACUCAGAAAAAAAACAGCAAGGGUCGUUUAGAUCGAUACUAUUAUUUAGCGAAAGAAAAGGGCUACAGAGCUCGUUCUGCCUUUAAAAUUUUGCAGAUAAACGAAAAAUAUGGUCAUUUUUUGGAGAGAUCAAAAGUUGUUAUUGAUUUAUGUGCUGCACCUGGUGGUUGGUGUCAAGUUGCAACUCAGCUCUGCCCUGUAAAUUCUUUGAUUAUUGGUGUGGAUAUUGUUCCAAUGAAGAGCAUUCAAGGUUGCAUUACAGUUCAGUCCGAUAUCACUACUGAAGACUGUCGAUCGCAAUUGAGAGGUUUAAUGAAGACUUGGAAGGCUGAUACUGUUCUACAUGAUGGUGCUCCAAAUGUUGGUAGUGGAUGGUUUCAUGAUGCUUAUACCCAGUCUGAGUUAACAUUAAGAGCUUUGCAAUUAGCAGUUGAGAAUUUAGAUGUUGGUGGUACAUUUGUAACAAAAAUUUUCAGAUCCAAAGAUUAUAACAAUCUUCUAUGGGUUUUCAAACAACUAUUUGAUAAAGUUGAAGCGACAAAGCCACCAGCUUCAAGAAAUGUGUCAGCAGAGAUUUUUGUAUUUUGCAAGGGUUUUAAAGCACCUAAAAAAUUAGAUAAAAAGUUUUUGGAUCCCAAAAAUGUUUUUGAAGACGUGCCAGAUGGACCAGAAAAUAACGAAUCAAAAGUUUUUAAUCCUGAGAAAAAAGUUCGAAGAAGAGAAGGUUACGAAGAAGGGGACUAUCUUCAAUUCCGUGCGUUUCCGUUGAUGGAAUUUAUAUUAACAGAAGAGCCAAUUAAUUUUUUGGGUGGAGCCAGUCAAAUUGUUAUUGAUAAUAAAGAUUCUAAGUGGAAAUUGAUUAAAAGAUUCAAGAAAACGACACCAGAAUUGAUUGAAUGUUUUAAAGAUUUAAAAGUAUUGGGUAAGAAUGAUUUUAAAAGGAUUUUAACGUGGAGAAAAUCUGUACGAAAAUUAUUGAAUAUAGAAGACCCUAAAAAAGAUGAGCAAAAUAAACUUGAUAUUGAAGUUACGCCUUUAACAGAAGAAGAACAAAUUGAAAAGGAAUUAGAUGAAUUAAAUGAAAAGGCAAAGCUGAAGAAGAAGAGAGAGAAACGAAAAAAAAAUGAGUUGAAACAAAAAGAAAUAGUUAGAAUGCAAUUAAAUAUGUUGAAUCCUGUUGAUAUUGGUUAUGAAGCAGCCGAUAAUGAUAUUUCAUUAUUCAAUCUUAAAGCAGCCGAGAAAACAGGAAAAUUGAAUGAUAUUGCAAAAGGAAAAAUUAGAAUGACAGAUAAAUCAUUAUCAAAGGGUGGUGAAAAUAACAGCUUAGAAGCUGAUAUGGAUUUAGAUUCACAUAUUGCAAUUGAUGAAGAUAAAUUUGAAAACUUGAGCACUAAGAAUAAUAGAAGUAAAAAAAAUAAAAAAAGUGGAAACGAUGAUUCUAAUUCUGAUUCCGAUUCUGAUUUUGAGGCAAUAUCUGAAGAAUCAGAAACAGAGGGAAAUGAGGAUGAAGAUGAAGAAGAUGACAUUAUAAACAAAUUAUUAGUAUCAUCAAGUAAGUUAAAUCCAGAUAGUAAAUUGAGUAGGAAAGCAGAUUUAUUAUUCAGCAAUUCGAUUUUUGAAGAAGCUAAGGGUGAUUUGGAGAAUAUCAAUAGAAUAAACAAGAAAAAAAACAAGAAAAAUAUUAUUGGCAAUAAUAAUAAUAAUAAUAAUAAUAAUAAUAAUAAUAAUAAUAAACAAAUACUGUCUGGGGAUAACAUUGAUUCAGAUAUUGAAUCAGAAUCCAGAAGUAAUUCUAAGAUUGAACUUGUUCCAAACAAUCAUGGUAUCGAUGAAGACGAUAUAUCAAUGGAUGAAGACGACGAUAAAGAAUUAGAUCAAAAGCAAAAAGUUGAUAUUGUUACAGCAGAGGCAAUGACAUUGGCGCAUAAUCUUGCUCUAGGAAAAGUGAGCAAAAGAGAAUUGAUAGAUAACUCAUAUAACAGAUAUUCAUUUAGAGAUGUGGAUGGAGUUCCAGAAUGGUUUGUAGAAGAUGAAAAUAAACAUUCUAAGAUACUGAAACCAAUCACCAAAGAAGCAGCACUAGCGAUCAAAGAAAAGAUGAAAGCAUUAAACGCCAGACCUAUAAAGAAAGUGAUGGAGGCCCAGGGCAGAAAAAAGAUGAGAGCAUUAAGAAGACUCGAAAAGUUGAAGAAAAAAUCCGAUUUCAUCAACGAAGAUGACUCCAGAAGCGAAAGAGAUAAAGCUGAACAAAUAGGAAAAAUGAUGAAAAAAUUCACAAACAAACAGAAAACUAGGCCCAAAGUGACGCUAGUGGUAGCUAAAGGCAAAAACAAGAAGAUAGCAGGAAGACCCAAGGGAGUGAAGGGCAAAUACAAGAUGGUGGAUGGAGUGAUGAAGAACGAACAGAGAGCACUACGCCGUAUUGCAAAGAAGAACAGGAAAUAGAGGUGCACAGUCCACCAGUGGAGAGAAAACCCAAUAAUACUAUGUCUUUUAGCCCCA